AUGUCUUGCUCCAGCCUGUGCUAUCCAGAAUGCGGAGUGGCCCGUCCCAGUCCAGUGUCUGGCAGCUGCAAUGAGCCGUGCGUUAGGCAGUGCCCUGACUCUCAAGUGACCAUCCAACCACCAGCGGUUGUCGUAACCCUCCCAGGACCAAUUCUCAGCAGUUUUCCUCAGCAGAGUGAAGUGGGAGCUGUAGGAGCACCUGUGGUCGGAUCUGGCUAUGGAGGCUCCUUCGGUUCGGGGGGGUGGAACGGCUAUGGAGGCCAUUUGGGUGGAUUAAGUGGUUAUGGUGGACUGGGUGGUUAUGGGGGCCUAUGUGGUUAUGGGGGAGGUUAUGGUUACAGGGGAUUAGGUGGUUAUGGGAGCCAUUCUGGUUAUGGGGGACUGUGUGGUUAUGGGGGAGGUUACGGUUACAGGGGAUUAGGUGGUUAUGGGAGCCAUUCUGGUUAUGGGGGACUGUGUGGUUAUGGGGGAGGUUACGGUUACAGGGGAUUAGGUGAUUAUGGGUGCCAUUCUGGUUAUGGGGGAUUGGGUGGUUAUGGGGGACUGUGUGGUUAUGGGGGAGGUUAUGGGGGACUGUGUGGUUAUGGGGGAGGUUACGGUUACAGGGGAUUAGGUGGUUAUGGGGGAUUAUGCAGUUAUGGGGGAUACGGCCGUAAGUAUUGAGUUGGAUACUGUGGGCCCUGUUAAUCCCACACGAAUAUCCAUGAAAUAAAGGAGAAUAGACCCGACUUGUUCUAUCCUUUCCAACAAUAUGUAUCAUAAACAUCUCGCUUUGAAUUAUGCUAUGGCAGACAUGUAAUGGAGAA
Messenger RNA from Gopherus flavomarginatus (Mexican gopher tortoise), 806 nucleotides. Its product is annotated as claw keratin-like. The coding region runs from base 1 to 663 and encodes 220 amino acids. Gene Ontology annotation, molecular function: structural constituent of cytoskeleton. The transcript has a single exon. NCBI's taxonomy places the organism in Eukaryota, Metazoa, Chordata, Testudines, Testudinidae. The record is from RefSeq and is a predicted model, not a curated record. Gene Ontology annotation, cellular component: intermediate filament.